Messenger RNA from Aspergillus eucalypticola CBS 122712, 651 nucleotides. RefSeq lists its product as uncharacterized. Bases 1 to 651 code for a protein of 216 amino acids. The record is from RefSeq and is a predicted model, not a curated record. The transcript is spliced from 3 exons. Gene Ontology annotation, molecular function: oxidoreductase activity, acting on NAD(P)H. NCBI's taxonomy places the organism in Eukaryota, Fungi, Ascomycota, Eurotiomycetes, Eurotiales, Aspergillaceae.
AUGGUCAGCCACCCAGCAAUCAUCGUACCCGCACUUAAGGGGCCUUUAACAAUUCAGCAUGUUCCGACUUGGAGCCUGCCCAUCGGGAAAUUCAGGUCCGGGUGGAAUGGGUUGAGAUGCACGAACGUGAUUGCAACAGCUUCCCCAAAGCAUCAUCAAAGGAUCAAGGCUUAUGGUGCCGCACACGUUUUCGACUAUCGCGAUCCCAAUAUUACUGCCUCCGUCCUCGAACUCUUGGCUAGUCAAGGGCACUCAGAGACUUCAAAAUACGGUUUCUUGAUUCCAAUCUCCAAGAUUGCGACACAAACAGGAUCAGCUGUUGCUACUGUCCUUCCGGUCGUUAUCAGCACCUCAACUGGAAAAGACGGUCUCAGGCUCUCCCCAGAUGUCACUGCGGAAGCGCCCUGGGCAUCGGGAGUGAGAAUCCAUCCCAUUGUGGCUUAUAACUAUGAAGAGAUCAUGCCAACGCUCUUGGCCCAAGGUGCUAUCGAGCCGAAUAAGCAGCAGAUGGUUGCAGGAGAGACUCUCUUGGAUAAUGCGCGCAAAGCUUUAGAUAUUAUGAGAAGUGGCGCUGUUAGUGGUGAACGGCUGGUGUGGCAGGUCUGGACCGAGGAGUUCCCUGAGUUCAAGCGAUCUUGCUGUCAGACGUGA